AUGGGCCGUUUGGUAACUUUGUUUCAACUUCUUAACAAACCCAGUUGGCGUGCCUUCACCUCUCCAGGAGGGUCAGUUCUUCUGAGAGGCCUCGCGUACGUGCUGCCGUCCAUUCCCGGACACCUCGGCGCAGCGGUGCUGGACCUGUCUGCAAGCGGGCACCAUACGUACGUGGUGGGACAGGAUGGCCGCCUGGUACGGUUCGGCGUUCGCAAGGCCCGAGAAAUCCCUGAGGGGCUACCUCCAGUGGUCACCGUGUCAACAAGCCACCGCCACACCUGCGCCGUACAGGUGGAUGGACAGCUCAGCUGCUUCGGUUGGAACCAAUAUGGGCAGUGCGACGUGCCCGAAGAUUUAGGCCUUGUCACAGCAGCUUCCGCGGGCGACAAGCAUACUUGCGCAGUGACGGCGAUUGGGGAACUGGUUUGCUUCGGCUUGGCGAAGUUCUGCCAAGUGCCGGAUAAGUUGGGUCCCGUGCUGAGCGUCUCUGCAGGUACCACACAUACGUGCGCGAUCCAGACCAGCGGUAUGCUUCUGUGCUUCGGAGCAGGCGGGCGUGAGAUCCAGACCCCAACCGAGUUGGAACGGGUUGUGGCCGUUUCGGCCGGACAGGAGCACACUUGUGCUGUAGGCACAGCCGGAAAUUUGAUAUGCUUCGGAGCGAACUCUUUUGGGCAGUGCGACGUUCCGGGAGAUAUUGGAGCAGUCCUUGCUGUCUCAGCAGGCGUUGCCCACACCUGCGCCAUCUGUGUAGAUGGCCGGCUGGUGUGCUUCGGGCGAAAUCAUGCAGGGCAGUGCAAUGUACCCGAUGACUUGGGUGCCGUCCUCGCUGUUGCAGUGGGUUCGGGUCAUACUUGCGCCCUUCGCGCCGAUGGCCGCCUGACAUGUUUCGGCGGCAACAAGUGGGCGGAGUGUGAUGUCCCUCCGUCCCUGAACCCUAAACCCUGA
Molecule: messenger RNA, 948 nt
Organism: Symbiodinium natans
Lineage: Eukaryota; Dinophyceae; Suessiales; Symbiodiniaceae
Source: the annotation of a GenBank genome assembly